UUGAAACUAUUCUUGCGCAUAAACCCUCCUUGGUUCACGCACACCGUACAUUCAUUUGCAACUGCUGGUCCAAGAACAUGAUUGCUCUCGGAAUCAUCGUCGUCGUUCUUACGUAUUCCCAGUUAUGGGAUCCGGUCGAAUGCGGAUGCAUCUAUUCUGCCUGCGGAGCGGGUGUGACUAACAAUCUGCAAGCCCGAAUAAAGUACAACGAUCGUUUCCUCGCCUGCAGCUACCAACCCCAACCUGACGAGAGGUGCCCGUGCUAUAAUAUAGAAGAAAACGGGGCUCCCUGUUUGGCCAUGGUGAAUUCUUUUGAGGGCCGGUGCUUCAGAGGGGAAUGUUACGACAACUUGAGGUACCUGGUUAUCCGAUAUGGACAGCGGCUGAACUAUAGCGUACCGUGCCCAGUUCCGUCGGAUUAUAUGUACCACAUGCACGGCGAAACAAGAUGGAAUUUCGGCUGCAAAUAUAAUUGCCUCAACAAGCCUCACAACGAAGUCAGUCAUCCUGAUGAUUCUCACUGUCUGGUUCCAUCACAGGCAUCUCCUGGCAUUUGUGACAAAGGCUAUUGCAAGAUAAUAUAAGAUGACUGAAGAAAUCCAGAGGUAGCUUUGGUGGUCAAUGCCUCUAUGGAAUAAAAUCUAUUUGAAUCCUUG
This is a messenger RNA of Ornithodoros turicata, 656 nucleotides long. RefSeq lists its product as uncharacterized. The record is from RefSeq and is a predicted model, not a curated record. The transcript is spliced from 7 exons. NCBI's taxonomy places the organism in Eukaryota, Metazoa, Arthropoda, Arachnida, Ixodida, Argasidae. The coding region runs from base 78 to 584 and encodes 168 amino acids.